UCUCAGUUCUCACUCGCUAUUCAAAUUCUUCGCCAUUCUUUUUUCUUUGAUCAAGCUUUUCGUUUCACUACAUUCACAAAAGUACUGCGCCGUGUUUGGCGCUGUUACUUAUUCUCGUUCUUAUUGUUGGGUUUUUCGCAGGUAACAAAUGAUGAACACUGAAAAGUUUACUCAGAAGACCAAAGCGGCGGUUUCGUCGGCGCACGAGCUCGCAAUGAGUUCCGGCCACGUGCAGCUGACAACCCUCCACCUGGCGCACGUGCUGAUUUCCGACCCAAACGACAUCUUCUACAAAGCGAUAUCCAACGCGGGAGACGAACCAUCCGCACGCUCCGUGGAGCGCGUGUUGGGCCAGGCGAUAAAGAAGCUUCCCUCACAGUCUCCUCCUCCGGACGAAGUGCCCGCGAACGCUAACCUCAUGAAGACCGUCGAAAGAGCACAUGCAUUACAGAAGUCAGUGGGAGACACGCAUUUGGCCGUCGAUCAGUUAAUCAUCGGACUCCUCGAAGACUCACAGAUGGGAGAGUUGUUGAGGGAGGCGGGCGUGGCGGCGGCGAGGGUGAAGUCCGAGGUGAAGAAGCUUCGCGGGAAGGAAGUGAGGAAGGUGGAGAGCGCCUCCGGGGGUCCAACUUUUCUGGCUUUGGAGACUUAUGGGUGUAACCUUGUUGAACAAGCGGGGAAGCUUGACCCUGUUAUUGGGCGUGACGAAGAGAUUAGAAGGGUGGUGAGGAUUUUGUCGCGGAGAACUAAGAAUAACCCUGUUCUCAUUGGUGAACCGGGGGUGGGUAAAACUGCGGUUGUGGAAGGGUUGGCGCAGAGGAUUGUUAGACAAAACGUUCCGAGUAAUCUUUCUGAUGUGAGGCUUGUUGCGUUGGAUAUGGGGGCGUUGGUGGCGGGUACGAAGUAUAGGGGAGAUUUUGAGGAGCGGUUGAAGGAGGUUUUGAAGGAAGUGGAAAAGGCUGAGGGGAAGGUAAUAUUGUUUAUAGAUGAAAUUCAUUUGGUUCUUGGUGCUGGUAGUACUGAUGGUUCCAUGGAUGCUGCUAAUUUGUUGAAACCUAUGCUUGCUCGUGGCCAGCUUCGGUGUAUUGGAGCCACCACGCUUGGGGAGUAUAGGAAGUAUGUGGAGAAAGAUGCGGCUUUUGAGAGAAGGUUUCAGCAGGUUUUUGUGGCGGAACCUAGUGUGGCUGACGCCAUUAGUAUCCUUCGGGGGUUGAAAGAGAGAUAUGAAGGCCAUCAUGGUGUUAGAAUCCAGGACCGUGCUCUGCUUAUGGCAGUUCAAUUGUCUAGUCGGUAUAUUACUGGGCGUCAUCUUCCUGAUAAGGCUAUUGAUCUAGUGGACGAGGCUUGUGCAAAUGUGAGGGUUCAACUUGAUAGUCAGCCUGAGGAAAUUGAUAGUCUGGAAAGCAAGAGAAUGCAGCUCGAAGUGGAACUUCACGCAUUGGAGAAAGAGAAUGACAAAGCUAGCAAAGCCCGAUUUAUUGAAGUGCGGAAAGAACUUGAUGACUUAAGGGAGAAGCUUCAGCCUUUGAUGAUGAGGUACCGAAAAGAGAAAGAGAGGGUUGAUGAGAUUCGAAGGCUUAAGCAGAAACGAGAAGCGCUUCUGUUUGCCUUACAAGAGGCUGAGAGACGAUAUGAUUUAGCAAGAGCUGCAGACCUGCGAUAUGGAGCAAUUCAAGAGGUGGAAGCUGCAAUACAACGUCUUGAAGAGAACACUGGGGAAAACUUGAUGUUGACAGAAGCGGUUGGACCAGAGCAAAUAGCUGAGGUUGUGAGUCGCUGGACUGGUAUACCGGUAACGAGUCUUGGCCAAAACGAAAAACAAAGGUUGAUUGGACUUGGUGAGAGAUUGCACAACAGAGUUGUUGGACAACACCUAGCAGUUAAUUCUGUAACUGAGGCUGUAUUGAGAUCAAGAACUGGGCUGGGGAGACCUCAACAACCAACGGGUUCAUUCCUAUUUCUAGGUCCAACUGGUGUUGGCAAGACCGAACUAGCAAAGGCUCUUGCUGAGCAGCUCUUUGAUGAUGAAAAACAGUUGGUGAGGAUUGACAUGUCCGAAUACAUGGUGCAGCAAUCAGUGUCAAGAUUGAUUGGUGCACCGCCAGGGUAUGUUGGACACGAGGAAGGUGGACAACUAACUGAAGCUGUAAGGCGAAGACCUUACAGUGUGGUGCUUUUUGAUGAAGUGGAAAAGGCUCAUCCAUCUGUGUUCAAUACUCUUCUUCAAGUUUUGGAUGAUGGGAGGUUAACUGACGGACAAGGCCUUACUGUAGAUUUCAGGAACACUGUCAUUAUGAUGACUUCAAACCUUGGAGCAGAGCACCUCCUGAGUGGACUUUCAGGAAAAUGUCCCAUGCAUAUUGCUCGGGAUCUUGUAAUGGAGGAGGUGAGAAAGCAUUUUAGGCCAGAAUUGUUGAACCGACUUGAUGAAAUUGUGGUAUUUGACACUCUUUCACGCGAGCAAUUGGUAAAGGUUGCAAGGUUACAAAUGAAGGAUGUUUGCAAUCGUCUUGCUGCGAGAGGAAUUGCAUUGGCAGUGACAGAUGCAGCACUAGACUAUAUUGUUGGCGAGAGCUAUGAUCCGGUAGGUGUAUGGAGCUAGACCAAUUAGGAGGUGGCUUGAGAAGAAGGUGGUGACAGAGCUAUCUAGAAUGCUUCUAAGGGAAGACAUUGAUGGGAA
Vigna unguiculata (cowpea) is the source of this 2680-nucleotide messenger RNA. RefSeq names its product chaperone protein ClpB1-like. Gene Ontology annotation, cellular component: cytoplasm. Gene Ontology annotation, biological process: cellular response to heat. Gene Ontology annotation, molecular function: ATP binding; ATP hydrolysis activity. Lineage: Eukaryota; Viridiplantae; Streptophyta; Magnoliopsida; Fabales; Fabaceae. The record is from RefSeq and is a predicted model, not a curated record.